Molecule: messenger RNA, 4236 nt
Organism: Pyrus x bretschneideri (Chinese white pear)
Lineage: Eukaryota; Viridiplantae; Streptophyta; Magnoliopsida; Rosales; Rosaceae
Product: pleiotropic drug resistance protein 1-like
Cellular component (GO): membrane
Molecular function (GO): ATP hydrolysis activity; ATP binding; ABC-type transporter activity
Source: RefSeq, a predicted model, not a curated record
AUGUGGAAAAACACUUCCAUGGAAGUUUUCUCCAUGUCUUCUCGUCACGAAGAAGAUGAUGAAGAGUCUCUGACAUGGGCUGCUAUCGAGAGACUGCCUACGUAUUUACGCACGCGGAGAGGUCUGCUUGCGGAAGAGGAGGGCAAAGCUAGAGAGAUUGAUGUGACGAAUCUGGGAUUACUAGAAAGGAAGAACUUGUUGGAGAGACUGGUGAAGAUUGCUGAGGAAGAUAAUGAGAAGUUCUUGUUGAAGCUCAAGGAUCGCAUGAACAGAGUUGGACUUGAAUAUCCGACAACUGAAGUCCGGUUCGAGCAUUUAAAUGUUGAAGCAGAGACUUAUGUUGGCGGUAGGGCAUUGCCUACAAUGUUCAACUUCUCCAUUAAUAUGUUAGAGUUGUUGUUGAAUUAUCUCCAUAUUCUUCCAAGUCGAAAGCAACAAUUACCAAUCCUCAAUGAUGUUAGUGGAAUUAUCAAGCCAAAAAGAAUGACACUGCUUUUAGGCCCCCCGGGCUCUGGAAAGACCACAUUACUAUUGGCACUGGCCGGAAAACUUGGUAAAGAUCUAAAACUUUCGGGGAGAGUUACAUACAACGGACAUGGGAUGGAAGAGUUUAUACCAGAGAGAACAUCAGCUUAUAUUAGUCAACAUGAUCUACACAUACCGGAAUUGACAGUGAGAGAAACGAUGGCUUUUUCAGCAAGAUGUCAAGGGGUCGGGCCACGUUAUGAAGUGCUGGUAGAAUUAUCAAGGAGAGAGAAGGCCGAAAACAUUAAGCCGGAUCCUGAUCUUGAUGUUUACAUGAAGGCAGCAGCACUGGAAGGACAGGAAACCAAUGUAGUUACAGAUUACAUAAUCAAGGUUCUGGGGCUCGACAUUUGUGCUGACACAAUGGUAGGGGAUCACAUGAGACGAGGUAUCUCUGGUGGACAAAGAAAGAGACUCACCACAGGGGAGAUGCUGGUUGGACCAGCAAAAGCACUUUUCAUGGAUGAAAUAUCUACCGGCUUGGACAGUUCGACUACAUAUCACAUAGUAAAUUCACUCAGACAAUCCAUCCACAUCCUCAAUGGAACUGCUCUAAUCUCUCUCUUGCAGCCAGCACCAGAAACUUAUGAUCUCUUUGAUGACAUAAUUCUCCUCUCAGAUGGCCACAUUGUGUAUCAAGGCCCUCGUGAGAAUGUGCUUGAAUUCUUUGAACACAUGGGAUUCAAAUGUCCAGAGAGGAAAGGAGUUGCUGAUUUCCUACAAGAAGUGACAUCAAGGAAAGAUCAAGAGCAAUACUGGGCUCAGAAAGAGAAGCCUUAUAGCUUUGUAACUUCCGAUGAAUUUGCUGAAGCAUUGCAGUCAUUUCACAUCGGUAGAGAACUUGGUGAUGAGCUUGCCAUUCCGUUUGACAAGUCUAAAGGCAACCCUGCAUCUUUAACAACUAAGAAGUAUGGAGUUAGCAAGAAGGAACUUUACAAAGCUUGUAUGUCUAGACAAAUUUUACUUAUGAAGAGGAAUUCGUUUAUCUACAUUUUCAAAAUGAUCCAAUUUAGUUUAAUGGCUUUGGUAACAAUGACAUUAUUCUUACGUACUGAGAUGCACCGAGGUAGUGUGGAAGAUGGUGGGAUUUACAUGGGAUCUUUGUUUUUCACAAUGCUGAUCAUUAUGUUCAAUGGGUACUCAGAACUUGCUAUGACUGUAAUGAGACUUCCUGUGUAUUUCAAGCAAAGGGAUCUUCUGUUCUUUCCUGCUUGGGCAUAUGCUUUACCGAAUUGUCUGAUAAGGAUCCCUUUGACCAUUGUGGAGGUUUCUAUUUGGGUGACCGUUACUUACUACGUUAUAGGCUAUGAUCCGAGCAUUGGAAGGUUCUUCAAACAGUUCCUUUUACUGCUGUGUAUUAGCCAGAUGGCAAAUGGACUGUUCCGAUUGAUAGCGGCAAUAGGCAGGAGCCCAAUUGUUGCAAACACAUUUGGGUCUGCUGCUUUAGUUGUUGUUUUCGUUCUAGGUGGCUUUAUCUUAUCUCGAGACAAUAUGAAGAAAUGGUUGUUGUGGGGGUAUUGGCUCUCACCGAUGACAUAUGGAAUGAAUGCCUUGGCCAUCAACGAAUUUCUUGGAAAAAGUUGGAGACAUGUUCCUGCCAACUCCACAGAACCAUUAGGAGUUCUGGUCAUGAAGUCUCGAGGGGUACUACCAGAAGCGCGCUGGUACUGGCUUGGAGUAGUAGCUUUACUUGGAUUUAUUCUUUUAUUCAACUUCCUUUUCACCUUGGCACUUCAGUAUCUUGAUCCCAUUGACAAGCCUCAGGCAGUAAUGUCCAAAGAAGCCUUGGCAAAGAAACUUGCCAAGAAAACUGGAGACACCACUGAGCUUUCAUUGACAAGAAAUGAAAGUCAAGAGAAUAUGUCUGCCAAUCGUAACAGGAAGCGAGGAAUGGUUCUUCCUUAACCCCUCUCAAUUACAUUUAAUGAAAUCAGAUAUGCAGUUGACAUGCCACAGGAAAUGAAAGCUGAAGGCAUAACUGAGAAUCGACUAGAACUUCUGAAGGGUGUGAGUGGUGCCUUUCGGCCUGGUGUCCUAACAGCCCUAAUGGGUGUUAGUGGUGCAGGAAAGACUACUCUAAUGGAUGUCUUGGCCGGAAGGAAAACAGGUGGAUAUAUCGAGGGAAACAUCAACAUAUCUGGAUAUCCAAAAAAUCAAGAAACAUUUGCUCGCAUAUCCGGAUAUUGUGAACAAACAGAUAUACACUCUCCUCAUGUCACGGUUUAUGAGGCUUUGGUUUAUUCAGCAUGGCUCCGAUUACCACCAGAGGUUGAUUCCCCAACCAGAAAGAUGUUCAUUGAGGAAGUGAUGGAGCUUGUGGAACUGACCUCAAUAAAGGAAGCACUUGUUGGAUUGCCCGGUGUGAAUGGUCUUUCAACUGAGCAGCGUAAAAGGCUAACAAUUGCAGUAGAGCUUGUUGCCAACCCCUCCAUAAUAUUUAUGGAUGAGCCAACCUCUGGCCUUGAUGCCAGGGCAGCAGCAAUUGUAAUGAGAACAGUGAGGAAUACGGUGGACACUGGGCGAACUGUAGUCUGCACCAUUCACCAGCCAAGCAUUGACAUAUUUGAUGCUUUCGAUGAGCUGUUUCUUUUGAAACGAGGAGGUGAGGAAAUAUAUGUUGGGCCUUUAGGCCACCAAUCUUCCGACUUGAUCAACUAUUUUGAGGGAAUUAGUGGAGUUUCUAAAUUACGGGACAGUCACAAUCCUGCAACUUGGAUGUUGGAGGUUACUUCUGCAGGACAAGAAGAGGCUCUCGGGGUUAGUUUCAGUGACAUAUAUAAGAACUCGGAACUAUACAGGAGCAAUAAGGUCUUGAUCAAGGAACUAAGUACUCCACCACCAAAUUCAAGAGAUUUGCACUUUUCUACAAAGUAUUCUCAGUCUUUCUUCAACCAGUGUAUAGCUUGCCUAUGGAAACAGCAUUGGUCUUACUGGCGAAACCCGUCAUACAGUGCAGUGAGACUUUUGUACACUGCUAUGAUGGCUUUAGUAUUUGGGACAAUAUUCUGGGGUCUUGGCUCCAAAAGGAAUAACCAACAAGAUGUUCUUAAUGCAAUGGGUUCUAUGUAUUCUGCUGUUCUCUUCAUUGGGGUACAAAAUGCCUCAUCAGUGCAGCCAGUUGUAGGUAUUGAAAGGAUAGUAUUUUACAGAGAAAGGGCUGCUGGAAUGUACUCAGCUAUUCCAUAUGCCUUGGGACAGAUAAUCAUUGAGCUUCCAUAUACUUUGUUCCAAACUAUCAUCUAUGGGCUUAUAGUAUACACCAUGAUCGGAUUCGAUUGGACGGUCAGCAAGUUCCUUUGGUAUCUCUUCUUCAUGUACUUCACCUUCUUAUACUACACAUUGUAUGGUAUGAUGAUUGUGGGCAUUACUCCCAACACAACCAUUGCUGCUGUAGCUUCCUCAGCCGUCUACCCCUUAUGGAAUGUUUUUUCCGGAUUCGUCAUUCCAAGAACAAGAAUUCCGAUAUGGUGGAGAUGGUUCUACUGGGUGUGUCCGGUGUCGUGGACUUUGUACGGAUUGCUUACUUCACAAUUUGGAGGCAUCAAGGAUACGCUUGAUUCGGGUGAAACUGUUGAAGAUUUUAUAAAGGAUUAUUUUGGCUACAGAGAAGGCUUUCUAGGUGUUGUUGCAAUUGUCCAUGUUGGGAUUUCAGUGCUCUUCGGAUUCAUCUUUGCCUUGUCAAUCAAGGCAUUCAACUUCCAGAAGAGAUGA